GUUACAUAUCCUAUUUUUCAGUAAUAUUUAUGAUUAGCCAUAUUCAUAGAAAUAUCCUGAAAGAUGGAAUUAUUGUGAAAAAGUGAAGAUACUUACAUUUGGGGCCACAAAUAAGCAUUUGGAUCACUUUUUUAUUAAUCUAAGAUAUUAACAUGCAACCAGAGUAGUUAUGGUCAGUCAUGGAGAAUAACCUGGAAACUUGUCCCAAAGGGGAUAGUGAUUUUAUUUCUGAUAAAAUACAUUUUAAAGUAGAAGAGGAAGAUGAUGAUGAUCAAAUUCCCACUCACAGUUUGGAAAGAAUGGACUUUAAAAGUGAGCAAGAGGACAUGAAACAAACAGACAGUGGUGACGAACAAACAGGAGUCAGAGAAACCAGCUAUAGUUGUAAACCCCCUGGGAAAUAUUUAUCAACGGAGAAUGAGGAGGAUUAUGGGUCUUUGUUCUCUCAGUACAGUAGUACACUGUAUGAUGUAGCAAUGGAAGCUGUGACUCAGAGCCUUCUUUCCAGCCGAAACAUAAGCUCCAGGAAGAAAUCUCCAGCUUGGAAGCAUUUUUUUAUCUCUCCUCGAGAUAGUACUAAAGCAAUAUGUAUGUACUGUAUGAAAGAAUUUAGUAGAGGUAAAAAUGAAAAAGACUUAAGUACAAGUUGUCUCAUGAGACAUGUAAGGCGAGCACACCCUACUGUGCUCAUUCAAGAAAAUGGAAGUAUGUCUGCUGUGUCCUCAUUUCCUUCUCCUUCACUCCUACUUCCGCCACAGCCUGCAGAUGUGGGAGACCUCAGCACUAUACUCUCACCCAUCAAACUUGUCCAAAAAAUGACAUCUAAGAUCCCUUCCCCUGAUAGAAUAACAGAAGAAUCUGUGUCUAUAGUCUCUUCUGAAGAAAUCUCCUCCGAUAUGUCUGAGAAGUACAACAGAGAAGAAGCCCUGGUGGGAUCAUCUCCCCACCUCCCUACUCUCCAUUAUGAUGAAACUACAGAAAGCGUAGUGGAGAAAAACCUUCCACUUCCAAAGAGUACAUCUGGGUCCAGAAGACGAUCCGCUGUCUGGAAGCACUUCUACCUGUCGCCUCUAGAUAACUCCAAAGCUGUCUGCAUUCAUUGCAUGAAUGAGUUUAGCAGAGGAAAGAACGGGAAGGAUCUGGGCACAAGCUGUCUCAUCAGGCACAUGUGGAGAGCACAUCGCUCCAUAGUGCUGCAGGAGAAUGGGGGAGGCACAGGCAUCCCACCCCUUUACUCUGCUCCUCCUACCCUGCUGCCUUCCUUACUGCCUCCAGAGGGGGAUCUAAACUCUGUGUCAUCAUCUCCAGGAAAACUGGUCAAAGAGUCCCCUUCAGCUUCCUCCUCCCCUGAAAGGCUGGCUGAGGACUUACAGUCGCAUUUGAACCCUGGAGAUGCACUGAUGGAAGACCUGUCAGUGUUGUCCUCCUCUGAUGAUGUUGGGGAGGCCUCAGUGUCCUCUCCUGAGAAGCAGCAGACUGAUGGGUUGAGUCCUAGAAUGUUUGAAUCUGGCGCUGUCUUCCAGCAGAAUAAAAAGGUCAUGAAGAGGCUGAAGUCAGAAGUUUGGCAUCAUUUUUCACUGGCUCCCAUGGACAGCCUUAAGGCAGUGUGCCGGUACUGCAAUUGUGUCAUCAGUCGGGGCAAGAAGGGUGACGUGGGCACCAGCUGUCUGAUGAGACACCUGUAUAGACGCCAUCCGGAAGUUGUCGGAAGCCAGAAGGGCUUUCUAGGUGCAAGUUUGGCAAAUUCUCCAUAUGCCACUUUGGCUUCUUCAGAAAGUUCCUCCUCUAGAUUAACUGACUUGCCAACAAUGGUCACAAAAAACAAUCAAGUUAUGUUUCCUGUUACUAGCAAAAAGACCUCAAAGCUGUGGAAUCAUUUUUCUAUUUGCUCUGCAGACUCCACUAAAGUUGUGUGCUUGCACUGUGGCCGGACCAUCAGCCGGGGGAAGAAACCAACUAACUUGGGCACCAGUUGUCUUCUAAGACACUUACAGAGAUUCCAUAGCAAUGUGCUGAAAACUGACGUCUCAGAGACAGCGCGGUCCUCUUCUCCGGACAUCCGUGUGCCACUGAGCACAGAAUUAUCAGGAGCUUCCUCCUUUGAUGACACCAAUGAGAAGUUUUAUGAUUCUCACCCAGUUGCCAAAAAAAUCACAAGUCUCAUAGCUGAAAUGAUUGCACUUGACCUUCAGCCAUAUUCUUUUGUAGACAAUGUUGGCUUUAACAGGCUGCUUGAAUACUUGAAACCUCAGUACUCCUUACCCUCCCCUUCUUACUUCUCCAGGACAGCUAUCCCAGGUAUGUAUGAUAAUGUGAAACAGAUAAUUAUGUCACAUCUUAAGGAAGCUGAGAGUGGUGUGAUCCACUUCACGUCUGGAAUAUGGAUGAGUAACCAGACUCGUGAGUACUUGACCCUUACAGCUCACUGGGUCUCUUUCGAGUCAUCGGCCCGACCACGUUGUGAGGACCACCAUUGUUCAGCACUUUUAGACGUGUCACAGGUUGAUUGUGACUACAGUGGCAGUAGCGUUCAGAAGCAGCUGGAAUCUUGGUGGGAAGCCUGGGUGACCUCCAUUGGCCUUCAGGUUGGUAUCACAGUUACUGACAAUCCUAGCAUAGGAAAGACACUGAAUGAGGGGGAACAUUCGAGUGUGCAGUGCUUCAGCCACACAGUAAACCUGAUUGUCAGUGAGGCCAUUAAGAGCCAGAGGAUGGUGCAGAACUUACUAAGCAUUGCACGGAAGAUAUGUGAACGGGUACAUCGGUCCCCCAAAGCAAGAGAGAAACUAGCAGAGCUGCAGAAGGAGUAUGAAUUGCCACAGCACCAUCUUAUUCAAGAUGUUCCAUCCAAAUGGAACACAUCAUUUCAUAUGCUUGAACGACUCAUUGAACAAAAAAGGGCAAUUAAUGAGAUGUCAGUUGAGUGUAAUUUCAGAGAACUGAUCAGUUGUGACCAGUGGGAGGUCAUGCAGUCUGUGUGUCACGCGUUGAAGCCCUUUGAUGCUGCGAGUCAGGAGAUGAGCACCCAUGUGUCUACUUUAAGCCAAGUCAUCCCCAUGAUCCACAUCCUCACUAGGAAAAUCGAGAUGCUGUUUGAGGAGACAAUGGGCAUCGACACCAUGCUGAAGUCUUUGAAGGAAGCCAUGGUGAGCCGGCUGUCCGCCACUCUCCAUGACCCGAGGUACGUCUUUGCUACGCUGUUGGACCCUCGUUACAAAGCCUCCCUGUUUACAGAGGAGGAGGCAGAACAGUACAAGCAAGAUUUAAUCAGGGAACUAGAAAUACUGAAUUCUACCUCAGAUGACACGGCUGCCUCCAAUGGGUGUGAUACGGGUUCCCCAUCAAAAGACUCUGCUGCAGAGGAGAACCUGUGGUCGCUCAUGGCCAAGAUGAAAAAGAAAGAUCCGAGAGAAAAGUUACCUGAAGACAUGGUGCUUGCAUAUUUGGAGGAGGAAGUGCUUGAACACAGCUGUGACCCGCUCACCUACUGGAACCUGAAGAAAUCAUCCUGGCCAGGGCUGUCAGCUUUGGCUGUCAGAUUUUUGGGAUGUCCCCCAAGUAUCGUUCCUUCAGAAAAGCUGUUCAACACACCUACUGAGAAUGGUAGCUUUGGCCAAUCCAGGCUUAUGAUGGAACAUUUUGAAAAACUUAUCUUUUUGAAAGUGAACCUUCCCUUAAUAUACUUUCAGUAUUGAAACUCAUGAUGGAGCCACUAGACUAGAGAUGUUGCUUCUUAGACAUUAGCAGUUUGUACCAGGGGCUGUGAUUCGCUCUGCCCGGGGCCAUGUAUGACAUCAGACCAGGCACUCUCAGGGCCACUUUCCAGCUCUCACUAUAAUGUCUACAUGUGCCUUACUCCUACUCCUUCAGGCCAGGUAUCACGGUGUGUUUUUUAAGAAGUCCACUAGAAAUAGCUUGUCUUGUCCAUUAUGAAAUAUGAAGACUAGGUUUUAAUUCUUAACUGUAAAGUUUUUAAAAAGUUUUGGGUUAGUAAUUUGUUCUACUCGAAUGGCAGAGAAGAUGUAAACAUUUUUAUUCUGUAGGCUUUUUACUCAAUUAUGUAAAAACCACAAAUCAGGUACUGUAUUUUAGUUAAACAUUGCUUUAAUUGCAACAAAAUAGCUUUUGUGGCUGUCAAAUGAAAUCUGUAAAUAGGAGGUGGAGGUCAAGCCAUCCUGACUGAACAGUUUUUAACUGCAGGCUCUAAAGUAUGACAAGGAGUACAGAGAAUAUUCUGGAAGGUAACUGUUUACUACAACAGAGACAUGGCAUUUGAAAACAAAACUAAACUUACGUGUAUCAUGGAAUGUCAGUUAUGAGAACUUUCCCAUUUCAGGUUUUUGUAUUCAGGCUUUUCAUGGUCAGUUAACUCAGAGAUAUCCCAACUAUUUAUCAUCAGCUCCUUUGAAAUUUGAUCCAAGUUUAUAAAUUUAUGCUCAUUAUUUAGUCAGUGCAUAGUAUGACACGUUUACAACAGAUGGUCUGUUGAUUAAAUCUUCACACCUCUGAUUUAGCAUCUCUACACUCUGAAGCUAUCUUUUAAAAUGUGUGCACUGACCCCCUUGUUUUAUCAAAUUAUGUGUAAAAAAUUUUUUUUAGAAGAGACGGCUUAUUAACAGGGAAGAAGCUGGUUAUAUUACAAUUAUAAGAAUAGCCUUAGGUGUUUAGAUUUUUUUUAUGAUAGGAAAGAUUCAGCCAUUGCUGGGAUAUUUAGAAUCCCAAGGACAUCAGAAUGAAGUAUCAGUUGUCAGAUUUUUUUUUUAACAGUUACAUCUUCAGAGUUUUUGCUUUAACAUCUAAAGAAAGAUUCACUGUCUCUUUUUAAACUAAUUAAAUAUUCUGGGUGAGAUGAAUCACUCAUUUGCCUAUGACCUUUUAGAAAGUUGUUGUUUUGUUAAAAUACUGUACCUAUGCUUAAUCUAAAUUUGCAUUGACUAUGUUUUAGUGUAUUUAUAAAUGGUGAACUCAGUUUCUGAAAUUAAA
Messenger RNA from Carlito syrichta (Philippine tarsier), 4983 nucleotides. RefSeq names its product zinc finger BED-type containing 4 (gene ZBED4). Lineage: Eukaryota; Metazoa; Chordata; Mammalia; Primates; Tarsiidae. The transcript has a single exon. Gene Ontology annotation, molecular function: protein dimerization activity; DNA binding. The coding region runs from base 180 to 3695 and encodes 1171 amino acids. The record is from RefSeq and is a predicted model, not a curated record.